Messenger RNA from Paramecium tetraurelia, 2562 nucleotides. RefSeq lists its product as uncharacterized. NCBI's taxonomy places the organism in Eukaryota, Ciliophora, Oligohymenophorea, Peniculida, Parameciidae. The record is from RefSeq and is a predicted model, not a curated record. The transcript has 3 exons.
AUGAAAAUCCGCAAAAAGGCCAAUAUAACAAGGUCUCUACCUAAGCUUCCAUUCUAAAAUAAGAGUCGUUUUAUUACUUAAAAGAAUGAGGAUGAGGAACUUGAUUUCAGUAUUGAUUUCUUUCCUGAAACUACAACAAGUACGAAAAAGGAGUUUUAUCGAUUUCACAAAACAAUCGAAAGAAUUUAAGAAUAAAACCAAUUUUAUAAUAGAAAUGAUAACCUAAUGAGUAGUUUGUCUUCUCCGCAAAUUCCUCCUGGGAGUUUUGGAUUAUUUAAUCGACAAAAGAAUGAUGUUUUGCACUUAAACCAUAUGAAGUAUGGGGACAAGUAUAUGGUGAUUUUGGCAAGGGGAUUGCAGAAGCAAAAUGACAUCAAGGAGUUUCACCUAAAUAACAAUCGAAUGACAUAGUUGAGUUCAUCUGAGAUUAUAAGAAGUACUAGAGGAGCAUAUAAGUUGAGUUUAUCAAAAAACAAGAUUGGCAGUGGAUGUUUGGAAAUCGGAAAUUCUUUGGUGAGUCGAGAUUGCAAAAUAUAAUUAUUGAAUUUAGAAGACAAUAAACUAAAAGAAAGCUAAAUAAUUGAAAUCUUGGAAAGGGUUGCUGAUAAUAGAUCAUUGAAGAUUUUGAAUUUGAGUAAGAAUAAUAUAUCGAAUAAUUGUUGUACUGCACUUUGUAAUAUGAUUUAAAAUAAUGAAGACAUAUCGGAAUUAUAUUUGCAUUUUAAUAGAUUGAAUGGAAAUGGAGCAAUCAUGAUUUUUAAUAGUUUGCAAAAAUCUAAUUUAAAAGUAUUAGAUUUAUCCUAAAAUUCAAUAGGAAUUGGUUUGGAUUGGUCAAAUAGUUUUAAUCAAAUGGUGAGCACCAAUACAGAAUUAAUUCAUUUCGAUUUGUCUUUUAAUAGAAUCCCAUAUAAAAUCACAUGUAACAUAGCUGAAGGAUUGAAAAAAAAUAAAACAAUCAUAGGAUUUCAUUACACAGGUAAUUCUGGCUAUGUAGAUACAAAAGGAUUUUUGAUACCUAUUGAAUCUGGAGAAACGGAAUAGACUCAACAUUAAAUUGCUCAAAGAAUACAAGGAUGCUAGUACAUCAAGUAGAAACGAUUAAGAUCUUAUCGAGAUACCAACAUAAAAGAUUGUUGUUGGAUUUGUGAAGGUUGGCGCUAAGUAGAUUUCUAAUGGAAUCCCCAAGAAUCUGGUCCAGCAAACGAUCCAAUGUUCUUGCAUCUAUCUUAUUUGAAUUAUGACGAUUUAUAUAUGGGAAAGGUUGAAGAAGGUUUGAAAGUGCAGAGGAUGGUUCCUCCAGGUUUGUGUUAUUACUUUUUUACAAAUGACGAUAUCCAAUGCGUGGCUUAGGAUUAACUUCAUAAGAGAUGGCCAUUACCAUUAAACAAAGUGCGAAUCUUAGACAAAAAAGUGGAUGUAAAAUUGAAUCAAUUAAAUUACUUAAAUGUUUAAGGAACAUAAAUCAUAGAUAAAUAUUAUAUGCCAAUUAUAAAUGUUUAGCCAAGAUAGGAGGACUUGAUUUACGUACCUGAUGUAAUUGAGAAUAAGAGAAUUUGGUCAUUUCCUAUAUCUCUGUUUAAGGAUUGGAAAAAAGAUACUGAUGAGCUGUUGGAUAAAUGUUUUUAAAAUGAUUGGAAUUUAAGUAGAAUUACCAAAUUGAUUAAGGAUGAAAAUGAUCGAAAUGGUUGCUAUGAAUUUUUGAGAUCAAACUAUCAAUAAAUAAAGGAUACUUAUAAACACUUUGCAUGCCUAUCACCCAUUGGAGAUAUUUGGGCCAUCUCUUCCUUAAUCAACUUAUAACUGUUAAGUUAGAUCAAGUUGACUGAAAUAAAUGAGAAAGGAGUCAUCAAAUAAUAGGAUAUGGAAUUGAAGUACUUGGCCACAAUAUCUGGAACAGAAAAGGGAAAUUACAGGAAACCAGAGAGAGGAAUGGUCAGAUUCUAAUUUCUUGAAAUGUGGAUCAGAAUAGCUGAAGACAAAUAUAUUCGAAACGGGAUUGCGAAAUCCUUUGAAGAAGCUUUGAGAUGGUUAUGGGAGGAUCAUCUUAAGGAGGAAUUCAAUAAAUAUAAUAGUUAGAUCUUUAGGGACUCUAGGUAUUGGAAUGAACAAUGUGACAUGUGCAUGAAGCAUUAUAAGACUAUAUUGGAUAGUGUUUAUAUCAGAUAUAGUGUGAAGAAGGUGAAGCCAGGAUAGAAGCCAUUUAUGAGUUUGUAGGAAUUGUAGGAUAUGUGUUCUCAUAUUGGUUUGAAUCAAUUGGAUACAUAUGGGCCGAACACUUCAUUGUUCGCAUUCAACAAGGCUAUGAUGACAUAGAUUGACGAGGUCAAUUCAGACAGAAUAUUUUAAAUGAGCUUUGUCGAGUUCUUGGAGGCCUUUGCUAGAAUUGCUGAAGAUAUUGAUAACAGGUCAAUUGGAUUGCAUCUUAAAAUUGAAUAGCUCAUUUGGAGAUGUUACAAUUUAUUUCCAGAUAUAUAUGCUUCACCAAAUCAGAGUUACUUCUAAGAUGAGUGGGAUUAAAUAAACAAAUAACAAAGUGAUGAAGACAUUGAUAAUUAUUAUUGA